This is a messenger RNA of Zootoca vivipara (common lizard), 5086 nucleotides long. The record is from RefSeq and is a predicted model, not a curated record. NCBI's taxonomy places the organism in Eukaryota, Metazoa, Chordata, Lepidosauria, Squamata, Lacertidae.
AAAUCUCACCUUCCUCCUUGCUCUUUGCUUUGGGAGGGACAAUUCCACUGACCAAUGAUGGUGAUGUGCAACCACGUAUUCAUAAACAGGUUGUGCUGGUUUCUUGGCAUCUGCCUGGGAAACUAUGAAAAAGAAAAGCUAGAUGAACUUACUCAUUGCAGUAAAACUAGCCUGAAGGGAAGGAUCCAGAAGCUUGCUGGCUAUCUUUUGGAAGCAUAGGUUCUAACAUGUCCAGUUCUGUGGGAAACAGGGCAAGGUGUUCCAGCAUGCAUAGGCUCCUAUGAUGAUGCUAUUUCAUACUCAUCCCAGUCUUAAGCAAGGUAGUAUAAUCUCUGAGUCCUGGGCAAAUCAUAAAUAAUUACUAAGCUCUGAAAGUGCUGGGGGAUAAAUAACCCCCAGGUGGCAAAAGCAGACCUUAGUCUAGUCCGGGGUGAGGAAACCGUGGACCUGGUGUUUGGUGAUCUCGAACUACCAUCAUACAGUAGCAUCCGGAGUGCCACAGGUUUCUUUAUCGCUGAUCGCCGUCUCUCGCCCUUACUUCACGGCUGUGUCCUAACGCGUUGGAGGCAAGGGGAAAGGCGCAAGUCAGAAGCAAGUCACCAUUGACACACGCGGGAGAGAGAGGAGCGCGCGGGCGUGGACGUCAGGACUUUUGCUUUGGAGAUAAAUCGCGCAUCUCCCCAUUCACCUUUCUAUUCAACGCUGUCUCCGGGCGGCUGAGAUCGGGAACUCCGCCCCCGAUUUGCCGGCGGCGGCUGGAUUGGUUCCUUUCGCUUUCGAUCGGAGGAGCCGAGCCUGUCGAUGCAGUCGUCGUCCGGGGGGGCUGCUGCUGCUGCUGCUGCUAAGCGGAAAGCAUCUGUUGCUGAAACUGCGCUAGGGACGACGGGCGCUGAGCUUCCGGGAUCAGCCGGGGAUAUGCCGGGGGACUCGUGGGCCAACAAGGGGGGCUCCUACGAGCGCCUCCGGCCCUUCAGCCGAAAGAAAUGCAGUCCUGAAGAAAGUGCUUCCUUUUUAAGCAAGAUAACAUAUUCCUGGUAUAGCAGAUUUAUAACUUUAGGCUAUAAGAAACCAUUGGAAAGGGAAGACCUGUCUGAGCUCACUGAAAGUGUUUCAUCGUACAUUGUGUGUCCAGAGUUUGAAAAACAGUGGAGAAAGGAAGUAUUUAAGAAAUCCAAGGACAUAAAGGCUCCUGCUUAUGAAGAUGUGACAAAAAAGCCAAUUUCCCAAAAGCCAUCUCUCCUUUCACCACUAUGGCAAACAUUUAAAUUUUUAUUGAUCAAGGUGGCUAUUCUGAAAGUUGCAACUGAUUUUUUAGCUUUUCUGAGCCCACAGAUUAUGAAGGAAAUGAUUCUGUUGUAUGAGCAUUCCUCUGCUCCACUCUGGAAUGGCUAUGGGUAUGCAGUGGCUCUUCUGCUUGUGGUUGUUAUGCAGACACUAAUCCAACAGGCCUACCAGCGCCUUAACUUGCUUACUGUUGGGAAAAUUCGAACUGCAGUCAUUGGCCUUGUAUACAAAAAGGCUUUAAAUUUAUCUAGCUCUUCAAGAAAGAAGUAUACAACUGGGGAAACUGUCAAUUUGAUGACAGCAGAUAUCCAGCAACUCACGGAACUGGCAGUCAACCUCCACCUCUUAUGGUCAGCCCCCUUUCAGAUCCUCCUGGCCAUUACCUUCCUUUGGCAAGAACUGGGCCCCUCGGUUCUAGCAGGUGUUAGUGUGCUGCUUUUGGUGUUACCAGCCAAUGCCUUUUUUGCUGUCAAAGUCAAGCAGCUAAAGAAAAGUCAAAUGAAGAGUAAGGAUCAACAAAUUAAACUCCUAAGUGAAAUCUUGCAUGGAAUAAAGAUUCUCAAGCUAUAUGCAUGGGAGCCAUCAUAUCAGAAAAAGAUUGUGGACAUUCGGGAACGUGAAAUUGAUGUUUUGAGAUCCUCUGGCUACCUGACAACAUUCUCCAUGUUGACGUUGACUUGUAUCCCUUUCCUGGUCUCUUUGACUACAUUUGGAGUCUAUUUUCUGUUGGAUGAAGAAAAUGUUUUAACCGCUGCUAAAGUGUUUACUUCUAUCUCUUUGCUUAAUAUUUUACGACUGCCUUUGUUCGAUUUGCCUACAGUGAUUUCUGGAAUAGCUCAGACAAAGGUUUCUAUAGGUCGUUUAGAUGAUUUUCUGUCUUCUGAAGACCUCAACCCUCAAAACAUCCACACAGAUUACAGUGGGGAUCAUGCAUUUAGAUUUGUUAACGCCUCAUUCCGCUGGGAGAAGAUUGGAGCUCCAACCUUAAAUAAAUUGAACCUGGAGAUCCCAGAAGGUUCCCUGGUUGCAGUUGUGGGUCAAGUAGGAGCUGGAAAAUCAUCUCUCCUUUCUGCAGUUCUGGGAGAAAUGGAAAAAACAGGAGGAAUUGCCCAGAGAAAAGGUUCAGUUGCUUAUAUGUCCCAGCAAGCCUGGAUUCAGAAUACCACUUUACGAGAAAAUAUUCUUUUUGGCCUGGAACUGAACAAGCUCUACUACAAAAAGGUUUUGGAAGCAUGUGCUUUGUUGCCAGACUUGGAGCAAUUACCAGCUGGGGAUCAAACAGAAAUUGGAGAAAGGGGAGUGAAUAUAAGCGGUGGCCAGAAGCAGAGAGUCAGCCUAGCUAGAGCUGUCUAUAGCAGUGCUGACCUCUAUUUACUAGAUGAUCCCUUAUCUGCAGUAGAUGUCCAUGUUGGGAAGCAUCUUUUUGAGAAGGUGAUCGGGCCCUCAGGCUUAUUGAAAAACAAGACUCGCAUUUUAGUGACACACAACCUUGCAGUCCUCUCUCAGACUGAUAUAGUUGUCAUGAUGGAAGAUGGCAGAAUUACUGAAAUGGGAAGUUACAAAGACCUACUCUCUCAAAGAGCAAACUUUGCUGAGCUUAUUCAAACCUUUGGCGGAGGAAAGGAAGAUGAAGACUUGCCCUCAGUGUCAAGUAAAAUCAAAACAAGAGACCACAUCGUACCAAAGAAAAGACAGCUGGGGGGGAAAGACAGGAGUGCAUUCUUAAUGAAGAAAGAAAAAGUUGCCACUGGUUCUAUGAGAAUGUCAAUUGUUUUGAAGUACCUACAAGCAUUUGGCUGGUCAUGGGUGUGGCUAACCGUAGCAGCUUACAUAGGCCAAAAUGUUGUAGCCAUAGGCCAAAAUCUGUGGCUGAGCACAUGGACAACAGAAGCAAAAGAAAUCAAAGACUACACAGAAUGGAGACACUUAAGAAACUACAAACUUAGUAUCUAUGGGUUCCUCGGAUUCCUACAGGGUUUUUUGGUUUGCUGUGGUGCAUAUGUGCUCACUAGAGGAUCUCUCUCUGCAUCUCGGUCUUUGCAUCAUCAGUUGCUAGACAGUGUGCUCCACCUUCCACUCCAGUAUUUUGAAACUAACCCCGUAGGUCAAAUCAUCAACAGGUUCACAAAGGAUAUGUUUGUAGUUGAUAUACGUUUCCAUUAUUAUCUACGAACCUGGUUGAACUGUACACUAGAUGUGGUUGGAACGAUCCUUGUGAUUGUGUAUACAUCACCCCUGUUCAUACUGGGGGUUCUUCCACUUGGAUACUUAUAUUUCACUGUGCAACGAUACUAUAUUCCUAGUUCCAGACAAAUCCGACGGUUAGCUGGAGCUACACAAACACCAAUAAUUUCACACUUCAGUGAAACGCUUGUAGGUGUAUCCACAAUCAGAGCAUUUGGACAUCAGGAAAGAUUUCUUAAUCAGAACAAAGAUGUCGUCAAUGAGAACCUGGUUUGCUUCUACAACAAUGUGAUCUCAAACAGGUGGCUGGCUGUCAGACUUGAAUUUCUGGGAAACUUGAUGGUCUUCCUUGCUGCAUUGCUUGCAGUGUUUGCUGGGAGCAAGGUGGACUCUGCUGCUGUAGGAUUAUCAAUAACAUAUGCACUGAAUAUAACUCAGAGUUUGAAUUUUUGGGUCCGAAAAGCAUGUGAAAUUGAAACCAAUGCAAUCGCCAUUGAAAGGGUUUGUGAAUAUGCAAAGAUAGACAAAGAGCCCCCCUGGAUACUAUCCAAUCGUCCACCUGUGGGAUGGCCCAAGGAAGGAAUAAUACAGUUUGUAAAUUUCCAAGCUCGGUACAGGUCAGAUCUGGACUUGGCUCUACAGGAUGUAACUUUUCAAAGUUGCAAAGAAGAGAAGAUUGGAAUAAUAGGAAGAACAGGAGCUGGCAAAUCGACUCUCACAAAUAGUUUGUUUAGGAUAAUAGAAAGAGCUGGAGGCAAAAUAAUCAUUGAUGGCAUUGACAUAUCAACUAUUGGUUUGCAUGACCUACGUGGCAACCUGAACAUUAUUCCACAGGGACACUCCGGUCAAACAUGGAUCCACUUGGAAGAUACUCUGAUCUUGAACUGUGGGAUGCACUGGAAUUGUGUGACUUGAAGAACUUUGUACAGUCACUCCCAAAGAAACUUCUCCAUGAGAUCUCUGAGGGUGGUGAAAACCUGAGGUAUGUCUUAAACUAUGUUAAGGGGUGAGCUAAGUCACCUGGAGAAUAAAGAUCUCCCCUAGCAGAGGAGUACUAGUAUUCCCAAGUGGUGUUCUACUGAUGAAGGUAGUGUUACUUGGCAGGGCAAAGUAAGGGACAAAGGAUGAAGAAACAUUACCAUUCUCUACUUGGAUGUCUAUUCACCUUAGACCUAUCCAGAGAUUUGCAGGGGGGUUGUUCUUGCACACAUUAAACUGACCUAGACGGAGUCUGUCCACAUAUCCCCAUAUUUGCUUCUCAGACUGGGAGUGGUUUUCUAAUGGGAUACCCAAGACAGGCCUUUCCUAGCACUGUUGCCCCCUGCGAUCCUUUUGUAGUCAUCCUUUUUGUGUACGCACAAAAGCCUGCAUGCCUAUUCAACAAGAUGGUGCAGCAGUCGCCAGCUGCCCAAUCAUAAAUAGAGGCCUAGCGCCAUUCGAGAGCACAUAUUAAAACUGUAUUUCUGUUUUUGUCAGCAUGGGGCAGAGACAGCUUGUCUGCCUGGCUCGUGCUUUGCUACGAAAGACAAAAGUAUUAAUCUUGGAUGAAGCAACAGCCUCUGUCGACAUGGAAACAGACAAUCUAGUGCAAUCCACAAUCCGGUCAGAAUUCCACGAU